Dendrobium catenatum is the source of this 1680-nucleotide messenger RNA. RefSeq names its product protein IQ-DOMAIN 1. The record is from RefSeq and is a predicted model, not a curated record. NCBI's taxonomy places the organism in Eukaryota, Viridiplantae, Streptophyta, Magnoliopsida, Asparagales, Orchidaceae. The transcript has 7 exons. Gene Ontology annotation, molecular function: protein binding. Bases 383 to 1306 code for a protein of 307 amino acids.
CCCUCAUGAUAUAGAAAUAGAAUUGGUUCCAGCGUCGCUGUUGUCUCAGUUGGGUGUUCAAACCCUAACUACCGCCACCGCAUUGCAAUGAUGGUGGAACCCUAUGCGAAAUCUCCUUUCCACCUUUCAAUCAUCGUCAGAUGGAGAAGAGAGAAAAAAGAGAGGAAAACCCUAUUGGAAGUAAAAUUGAGGGCAAGCAGUAGGGACCAGGGUAGUGAAACUGGGCCAUGGUUGUUGGCAGUAGCUGGUAUAUAUCACCAACCCCCUUUCCUUCCUUCUGUUUCUUCCACAAAGUCUCCUUCAUCUCAUCUCGAGUCCUAUCCGUGGCCCUCUUUUAAGGUCUGGUUUGGAUGACAUAUUAAAUCAUCCAAAGUUGCAUCUUAUGAUUAUGGGUUCUGGAGAUUGGUUUAAAACAAUCAUUGGCAAGAGGAAAACAAAACAGCACAGAUCGAAAGAAACAAAGGGAUCUGCUCGUGACCAGUCAAAUGGAUUCAAGUUGAAAAACCAGCCUAGUAAAUCAUCAAAUAAAUUAUAUAAUGGUUCUCGUGGCAGAAAUAAUCUGGGAGAAUCUGGUUUUAGUUCUGAGGAGAUGGCAGCUAUUCGAAUACAAACUGCAUUUCGAGGCUACAAGGCUAGAAAAAUUUCACGCCAACUGAAAGGAACACAAAGAUUAAGUUUCCUUUCUGAUGGCGGUUCUGUUAAAAGGCAGACAUCUCUCACUUUGCAGUUUGCUCAUUCCUGGAGCAAAAUACAAACACAAAUAAGAGCUCGGCGUGUUUCUAUGGCAACAGAAGGCCGAAUUAAGCAAAAGAGAUAUGAAACCCAAACAAAACUUGAGGCCAAGCUUCAUGAUUUAGAAGUGGAAUGGUGUGGAGGUGUUGAAACAAUGGAAGGAAUCCUCUCCAGAAUCUAUCAAAGAGAAGAAGCUGCAGUUAAGCGUGAACGGGCCAUGGCCUAUGCAUUUUCUCACCAGUGGAGGGCCAACCCUGGUGUAAACCAAGGGCAGCCCUAUGAAAUUGGUAAAGGAAAUUGGGGCUGGAGCUGGAUGGAACGGUGGAUUGCUGUUCGUCCGUGGGAGAUGAGGAUCACCACCUUGCAGAAAACACAAUCCAAAGCAGCAGUCAAGACAAUUAAGAAGGGAAAUUUACCCAUAAGCAGUGCUCAGAGCGUGAUCAAGCCUCCAAUACCAAUUUCCGCCAGUAGAAUCCCUGCAAAGAAGAAUUCAGCUAGGUUGGCAGACGAAAAGGCAGUUAACCAAAAACAGAAUCCUGCCACGAUGACUACGCAAACUUGUGAAGUUGUCUGAGAAAACCAAUUCACUACCUAAAAUAUAUUGCAUACUCUCCUAUAUCAGUGCAGGCUUCUGCUGGAAAAGAAUGGUUAGGUGUAAUUUAUCUUUAUGUAUGUGCUUUCCAUGUGACCUGAAGACUGUUCUUUGAUCCCCCACCGUAGCUUCUUUGGAAUAAAAGAUCGGAUGUGGUGCCCGAAAUGAAGACUGCUUACAAUGAUUGAUUUCAAACGAUAAUCACUGUACAUUUUGUAAGUUUUUAUUAUCAUAUACUUCUUUGUUUGCUUGCUUCUGUCUCUUUUUUGUUUUUUUUACUUUUAUUUUGGGUGCUUUCGGAGGAUUAGAUUGGAAUUCAACUUAUGAAUGCAAGUAAUUACUGUUUAAAUUUUUUA